UACGGCACGAUGGUCGCACAAGAAUGUGAUAGAGCCUCGACGGCCGCCAUUUUCUUCCUUUCUUAGCGGUUAGCCAAGAGGGGAGCCUCCGCGAGGAAGCGGCAGCGGCGGCUGUAGCGUGGCCAUGGCCGACUACUCAACGGUGCCUCCGCCCUCGUCUGGCUCAGCCGGCGGCGGCGGCGGAGGAGGCGUUAACGAUGCUUUCAAAGAUGCCCUGCAGAGAGCCCGGCAGAUUGCAGCAAAAAUUGGGGGUGAUGCUGGUACAUCAUUGAAUUCAAAUGACUAUGGUUAUGGGGGACAGAAGAGACCCUUAGAAGAUGGAGAUCAACCAGAUGCAAAGAAAGUUGCUCCCCAAAAUGACUCUUUUGGAGCACAGUUACCUCCGAUGCAUCAGCAGCAAAGCAGAUCUGUAAUGACAGAAGAAUACAAAGUUCCAGAUGGAAUGGUUGGAUUUAUAAUUGGCAGAGGAGGAGAACAGAUUUCACGCAUACAGCAGGAAUCUGGAUGCAAAAUACAGAUAGCUCCUGAUAGUGGUGGCCUUCCAGAAAGGUCUUGUAUGCUAACCGGAACACCUGAAUCUGUCCAAUCAGCAAAAAGAUUACUGGACCAGAUUGUUGAAAAGGGAAGACCAGCACCUGGCUUUCAUCAUGGAGAUGGACCUGGAAAUGCAGUUCAGGAAAUCAUGAUUCCAGCCAGCAAGGCAGGACUCGUUAUUGGAAAGGGGGGAGAGACUAUUAAACAGCUUCAGGAACGGGCUGGUGUUAAAAUGGUUAUGAUUCAAGAUGGGCCUCAAAAUACUGGUGCUGAUAAACCUCUUAGGAUUACGGGUGACCCAUACAAAGUUCAGCAAGCCAAGGAGAUGGUAUUAGAGUUAAUUCGUGAUCAAGGUGGUUUCAGAGAAGUGCGGAAUGAGUAUGGCUCAAGAAUAGGAGGAAAUGAAGGGAUAGAUGUCCCAAUUCCAAGAUUUGCUGUUGGCAUCGUAAUAGGAAGAAAUGGAGAAAUGAUCAAAAAAAUACAAAAUGAUGCUGGUGUUCGAAUUCAGUUUAAGCCAGAUGAUGGAACAACACCCGAUAGGAUAGCACAGAUAACAGGACCUCCAGACAGAUGUCAGCAUGCUGCAGAGAUUAUCACAGACCUUCUACGAAGUGUUCAGGCUGGUAAUCCUGGUGGACCUGGACCUGGUGGGCGAGGACGAGGCAGAGGUCAAGGCAACUGGAAUAUGGGACCACCUGGUGGACUACAGGAAUUUAAUUUUAUUGUGCCAACGGGGAAAACUGGAUUGAUAAUUGGAAAAGGAGGCGAAACCAUAAAAAGCAUAAGCCAGCAGUCUGGUGCAAGAAUAGAGCUUCAGAGAAAUCCUCCUCCUAACGCAGAUCCUAAUAUGAAGUUAUUUACAAUUCGUGGCACUCCCCAGCAAAUAGACUAUGCUCGGCAACUCAUAGAAGAGAAGAUUGGGGGCCCAGUAAAUCCUUUAGGGCCACCUGUACCCCAUGGGCCCCAUGGGGUUCCAGGUCCUCAUGGGCCUCCUGGGCCUCCAGGGCCUGGAACUCCAAUGGGACCAUACAACCCUGCACCUUACAAUCCAGGACCACCUGGUCCAGCUCCUCAUGGUCCUCCAGCCCCAUAUGCUCCCCAGGGAUGGGGAAAUGCAUAUCCACAUUGGCAGCAACAGGCUCCUCCUGACCCAGCUAAGGCAGGAGCGGAUCCAAAUUCAGCAGCUUGGGCUGCUUAUUAUGCCCACUAUUACCAACAGCAGGCACAACCCCCACCUGCAGCUCCUACAGGUGCACCAACUACAACCCAAACGAACGGUCAAGGUAACUACGGAGAUCAGCAGAAUCCAGCUCCAGCUGGACAGGUUGAUUAUACAAAGGCUUGGGAAGAGUACUACAAGAAAAUGGGUCAAGCAGUUCCUGCUCCUACUGGGGCCCCACCAGGUGGGCAGCCAGAUUAUAGUGCAGCCUGGGCUGAAUACUAUAGACAACAAGCAGCAUACUAUGCCCAGACAAGUCCCCAAGGAAUGCCGCAGCAUCCUCCAGCACCUCAGGGCCAAUAAUAAGAAGUGGACAAUACAGUAUUUGCUUCAUUGUGUGGGGGAAAAAAACCUUUGUUAAAUAUAUGGAUGCAGACGACUUGAUGAAGAUCUUAAUUUUGUUUUUGGUUUAAAGUAGUGUUUUCCCCCCCUUUUUUAUUUUGAAAAUGUACAAAAUAUCUAUCACUACUGAUAGGAGGUUAAUAUUUCUGUGUAGAAAUGAAAAUUGGUUUGUUUUUAGUCUUUAGUGUAGAUGUACACAUUCCAGCAAAUGUAUUUGCAACUAUUAUGUGGUCAAUGCUUUGUGAUAUAAAUGUACUUUUUCAAUGUAUACUUUCACUUUUAAAAUGCCUGUUUUGUGCUUUACAAUAAAUGAUAUGAAACCUCCUGUGUCGGUAAGUUGGAUAUGUGGGUAAAGGAUUCAUAAUUUCUUAGCAGUGAUAAAUUAAGAUACAUAUACACAACUAUAUAAGCUUUCCCCAUGAAUUACUGAGUUUUUAAACACUGGCAUGUUUUUCCCCCUUGCAGUAUAGUGGUAGAUUGGAGGAUCUUUUCUGUUGUAUUUGGCUAUUUCAGCACAAGUAAUCCUGAUAUCUUCAUUUUUUUCUUCUAUUUGAUUAAAAAGUGCAUGUGUAUACAAUGAUCUUUAGUAUACUUCCAUUGCAUUAACAGUGAAAUUUCCUUUUAUAUGUGAGCACUGUUUACAUGUGAGACCUGUACUGCUGCUACAACAGUUAACCUUUCUGUUUUUCACUUAUUUCCAAGACUGUUUCAGCAUAACUAAUUUUGAACAGUUUUCAGACAGUGAUUUGAGUAGUUUAUAAGAAGCUUUUUGUUUUUCAUGUAAAGCAACUCUUUCAAUGUAUAUAAUAGUGUGUUUCUUUCUAAAUUUAGGGUAGAAAAGUAAAUAGUAUGCAAAAAUAUAGCUACAUUGCAUCUGCCAUUGAAACAUCUGGGGUAUGAAAACGUUCCAGCUUUUUUCAUUUUGCAUUAUAGAUAAGCCUUGUCUUGUAAUUGCACAAGUCCAGUCAUUGAAUCAAAUUAAUUUUUUGUGUACUUGAAUCAUUUUAUUACUCUUUUAACAUUCAUGCUGAAGUUCUGAUAUUGUUGAAAACCAUUGUUUUAUUCUGCAUAUUUGUUGGCUCUUUGCAUAUUAAUAUAUUAGACUACAUGCAAAUACAGUCUGUCUUGCCAUUGUCUGUUGAAGUGCAGGUUUGAUCCAGCCAGUAUAGGACUAGCUCUGUAGGGGUGAGGAGGACUGUGCUGUGUAUCAUCAUUGAUUGUGUUCCUUCAAGGAGCAUUGCACUGUAAGUACAUCAGAAUGACAAAUUGAUGAACUGCAACAGUGUCUCUUUGUCGAUGUUCCACAUAAUGCAAUUGCUAUAUUUUGUGUGAAUAUUAUGUUGGAAUACAGUGCUGAUAUCAUGGGAAAACAUAACUGCCUUUUAACAUAGAAUAAUACAUAGUUCUGUAUGUUUUUUUUAAGUGAGCUUAAUGGGUAAGUAUUUUUGAUAUGCUUUAGCUAAUAGCUAAAGAAGAUUGAUCAUUAACAAAGUUGAAUAGUAUUGUCUAUCGGUGCUCCUAAAAUGCCGAUUUUUCAGUGUAAGAUAUGCAUCUUUAACAGUGAUAUGAAAAACUUGAAAUGUGUAAGACAGUGCUUUUCAGAUUGCAAAUUAUAAGCAAUGUAGCACUUAGCCUCUUUUCAUAGAUAUGUUUUAUCUGUGGUGAGCACCAUGUGUUUUGCAUAUGCUUUAAAGGAAGAGGUAUGAGGACAGAAAUGUUGAGGUAAUAGGGCAGAAAACAGUACAGCUCAUUGUGGAUGUUUUGAAAUGUUUUUUUGAUUGUUUUAUGUAACUUUGAGUGACUUCCCUUACCCUUAUUAGAUAUGGAUACAUAUUCUAGUUUGAAGUUUAAUAGCUAAGGAGUUAACUAUUAAGUGUAGGGUAUUGACAUGAACAGUUUCAGUAUUGCAUGAUGUUGUUGCAUAGAUGGAUGACCUAGGAAAGUGGUGCAUUUAGUAAUUAAACUGAAGGAAAUAGUUGAAUUCAGUAUCAUUCACAAAUUGGAGGCUGUUGAUUUUGAUUCGUUUAAAGUUUAAAAUCCUUAUUAAUUGCAAACAGUGCAAUUAUUUAUACUUCACAGUGCCUUCCCAGACCUUCCACCUUAGGUUCUGCUGCAAAAAGCAACAGGUAAGCACAACCUAAGGACAUAUAUAUAAAUAUAUCAGUACAUUAAUGUUGUCCCUGUGAGGUUUUUGUGGUUGUGUACUCAAAAGCAAUCUGCUGCUGCUUCCCCAAAUGUAUUUUGUUAUUUAUGCUACCAUUCUAGUGGAAAGUCUGUUAAUUUGUUGAAGCAACUGUUUAUAAUUUUGGGUAAUUGUUUUUAUUUUCAUUUUUUCAUUAAAAUGAAAUGAGUAGAUUGCUGCUAUAACUGGCAAACAUCCAGAUCUUUUUGUACCCAUUUUCCCCAAGUUAAUAGACGUGUUACAGUAAGAACAGUUAAAUAGUUAAGACUUAGAAAAUCAUUUGGUCAGAAAUUUCAACAGCCUUCACAGCCUGUUUGUAUAACUGACAGGACAUUUUCUUUACCCUCCAAGCCUGUGGUUUUAGUUUUGGUUUUAUUUUUUCCUCCUUUAUUAUUACUGCUUUAAAGUAUAGUGAUUCAGUAAGAACAUUUUGAGUCAGUUUCCUAGACAGUUCUGAUUUCAUGACUUGUAUAUGCUGACAAGGAAGACUAAGGAAUACUGGCAGUAAGUUUUGAAAAAAAAGGCAUGUGCAUCAGUGAAAUGUUAACUGUCAAAUAACUUUUCAUAGUCUGCAUAACCAAGUUUCUGAUUUAUUAUAUUUUAAUAACUGACGCUGCAUUUUUUUUGCCAGUUUACAAUGUUUGUGUUAUUAGGAAUGAUGCUUAACUAGUACAUAUUUUGACUUAAGAUGACUGUCUUAAAGCAGCACCGUAUCAGUUUUGUUUUUAAUUCAGUUUCUAAAUGUGCUGAUCCUAUUAAAAACUCCUGCUUAUCUUAACAACAAAGAAAAAUAUUCAAAAAUACUGCCUUCAUUUUCACACACAGUGCUGAAGAUGCUGCAAGCACCAAAUCAUAGCUCAUAAAAUCAGGUCCUGAGAUAGUUACCCAUAAAGAGGAAUCCUUUGAGUGUAUGCCAUUGGUGAGCCGAUGAGCAUGGACCAUAGAAGGGCUCAAUGUAGAAGGUAAAAUUGGCAAAUCAUAAUUGAGAAAUAUGAAAUGUAUUCCCAUCCAUAAUAUGGUAUAGGGUAUGAUGUACCUGCUCUUAAUCUUGAUCACUUUUCAUUUUAAAGUGCUAUUCACUUAAAUGUUCCAUGAACUGUUAAAAUUAUAUAGUUAUUACACACACUGUGAGUGUGUGUGUGUGUGUGUGAGAGAGAGGGGGGGGGGAGAGAGGGAGGAAAGAGGGGGUUGGGUCAGUAUCUCUUUAGAGCCUGUGAAGUUUUGGUUAGCUGUAGUUUGUGUUUGGAAAUCUGGAUGAAUGCUUAUAGAUAUUGGGGAUUGUUUCUAUCUUGUGAGAAGUUUGAAUUCAUUACCAUAAACCUUCACUGGUUUAAAGCAUUUUAAAUAGCACCAAACUUAACUUGUAAGUAAACUGGAAAGCAGAAAAGGUGAGCCAGUUGAUUUGAAUUCAGCAGAUUUUUAAGGUAGAAAUUGAAUGGUUUUGAUUGAAAUUAAACUCAUUUAAACAAGUUUACAGAUUUUUUUUAAAAUGACAUACAUGUUAGUGGAGUGAUAACUUAGUAUUCAUUGCUUUGAUGUUUGUUUCAGAAAUGUAUACUUGUUUUUUAGUAAUGAGAAUCAUUUUAAUGUUAAAACUAGUAAUUUGAUACUAGUUAUAAAGUAUAUUAAACAAAUAUCUUGGUAGUUAAUUCAUUAAAGUCAGUUUAGUUAGGAAUAGCAAGUGCUUCCCUGUUUUCAUUCACUUUUGAAUGCUUUGCCAAUACAACCAGUUCUUCCUGAAAGUAGUUAACAUGUUGUCUUAGAAUGUUGAUAAUAGAAUUAACUGAUCACUGGAGAUGUCUUUUUUGUUGUUGUUGUUUUUUAUUUUUUUUGCAAAUUCUGCCUGGCGUUAAAAUGCAUUUUCAUAAUACUUAGAUAAUUUGACCAAAAAUAACCCUGCUUUUUGUUUGAUCAAUCGAAUUGAGAAAUUUUUUUAAAUGAUAACUUUAAAAAGCAAAUGCCAGGGCUUUAGUUUCUUGAGUGAUACCCUAAAGAAACUCUUAAUGUAUUUGCAAAUAUAUAUAUAUAUUUUCUUAUGCAUGCUCGAUGCAUUUUCGUCCUGAGAAAAGUGUUCUCUACAGAAACUACCCGUGUGUUAAAAGAAGAUUGGCUUAAAAUGGCUACUGUGAUGGGAACAGUGUCUUAGGGAGAUGCAGCUUGGACUGGAGGUAAAUUGAAUACUUUACAAACUGGUUUAGAGUUUUGCUUUAUUGACAUUGUAUGUAAAGGGCAAUGGAUUGUUGUGAUUUUGUAUUCUUUAUGGUUUUCUUAAUUUAAAACAAUAAAUGUACAGUGAUGACUUACCAGA
Molecule: messenger RNA, 6585 nt
Organism: Arvicola amphibius (Eurasian water vole)
Lineage: Eukaryota; Metazoa; Chordata; Mammalia; Rodentia; Cricetidae
Gene: Fubp1
Product: far upstream element binding protein 1
Exons: 20
Coding region: 125-2056 (643 amino acids)
Biological process (GO): regulation of DNA-templated transcription
Cellular component (GO): cytoplasm; nucleus
Molecular function (GO): mRNA binding
Source: RefSeq, a predicted model, not a curated record